Molecule: messenger RNA, 1971 nt
Organism: Symbiodinium sp. CCMP2592
Lineage: Eukaryota; Dinophyceae; Suessiales; Symbiodiniaceae
Source: the annotation of a GenBank genome assembly
AUGGCCACAGCUUCUGCGGAAGCCGGCAAAGGUCAGGCCUGCUGGAAUGUAUUCCCUGCCGAAUGGACAGAGCGCUUGCGUUUGAAGUACCCACAACCGUUGGUUGCCCUAGAGCUGCUUGAAAGUCCAGAAGGCUUCGAGGAUGUUCUUGGAGUCAUUUCUGGUAAUGAUAUCCUGCAGACGGCUUUGCUGCGGGGACGGCUGCAAGCACUACGUAAUCAGCUGGUUGUCAAGCGGAAAAUUGCACAAUCACAAGUGAAUGCGGGGUUCAAGAAGCCUCGUCUGCCAGUGUACCAAUCUGAUUCUUCGAGAGCACAAGAGACUUUUGCAGUUGCCGCAAAUGCACUGGUCCCUUUUAUACGAAAGCAUGGGAAAUCUGGCUUGGGCAAGUCUUUGCUUGCUGUGGAAGAGGAUCCUGACAUUCUUGAGUCCAGGGAGCGCGAGCGGUGGGUGGAAGUACUCAGUGUUUACAUCAUUGAUGCCCAGUUGCCCGUUGUCGCCUUGAUUGAAGGUUCAGAAGAUCGUCGACAAGCCUGGCGCAGGGUGUUCGGAGCCCGGAGAGCCAAGACCUUGAGGAAUCGUGCAAGAUCCUUUAAGCAUUUUCGUAUGUGGUUGGAGACAGUCAGAGGUUUGACCUGGCCAUCACGCGUUUCAGAUGUUACAGAUUAUCUGGAGGAACGUUCGAAGGAUGGAUGUGGGUUCAGUGUGCCUGGGGAUCUUCUGGCUGCUUUAUCUGUGCUGGAGUCUGUGGGCAGGGUCCACAUGAGGGACAGGUUCUCCUCUGAUGAGACAGUCAAGGCCGUGGCACAGUCCAUUACCGAGGAGCUGCAGAGUCGGGCGGCCCCUCGCCGCCCCGCAAAGCUAUACACGACAGCCAUGCUUCUUGCUUUAGAAAUUCAUGUUCUGGAUGAGGAUGCUUCUUUAUUUUCUCGAAUCAUUGCUUGGGUGAUUUCAUUGCAACACUGGACUGCAAUGAGGGCUGACGAUGUGCAGUGGUUGGAUCCUGGGCGUAUGACGCUUACCGAUAGCGGCCUCUCAGGAGUACUUAGACGGACCAAGACCACGGGUCCUGGUCGCAGGGCUCGGGAGGUGCCAGUCUACGUGCGCCGCGAGGUCUCGCUCUCAGGGAAUGAUUGGUUGCAAGUGGGUUUUGCCCUGUUCAGGCAGCCGGAGGUUUUCUGGGAGCGCAUGUAUUUUCUUCCUUUUCCUUCAGCAGACUGGACUUAUGGGGUCAAGAAGCAUAUGUCGCCCGAGAUGCUGAAUGUGUGCAUCAAGCGGGUACUUGCAGAGCUGUCUGUGCCGCAGCGGGGCGAACAUGCAUGGGUCAAAGGUUCCAUGAGCUUGCUGCCUCAAGAGCUGUUGCCUUCCUGGGCGGCCACGCUUCGGCUGGAGCGCAUGAGAGCAAUCACCUCACGGGAGGUGGUGCAUCGUGUGCAGAUGCAGGUCGUGGAAGGUGCGGCAGUGGGCCACUCCGGUGUUGAUGAGCGUCCACUACUGAACGAGUUGCAGGAAUUUGCAAACGCACGCGGGGUCAGCUUUGCCAGAGGGGCAGCCCGACACCGUGUGUGGCGGACGAAUGACUCUGGACAUCGUGGCUUGUUACUGGGGUUUCCACUUGAUUAUGAGCAUAUCACCGAGGGGCUGGACGUGGAGGCGGCCCUGGAGGUAACUGUGGAAGAUGAAGAUGGGUUAGACCGAGAUGUUUCGAGCUUUCCUUACUGGGUCUCCAUUUCGAGGCGUAGUCAGUUUCGACGGCUUCACGCCAAGGACAAAUGCGGAAUCAUGCCUUGGAGUGUCUUUCGUGCGGAAGGUUUCAGAAGUGUCGAUUCUGCCAAUGCUGAUGCGUGGUGUAAGACUUGUUGGAAGAAGGUCUCAGUUGAAGAGGCUGCGGCCUCUCAGGAAGAUUCAUCCUCGGGAUCCUCUUCAAGCACCGAGGUGGAAGAGCCUGAGCAUGCGUCUCAGGAAGAGUGA